AUGGGUUUAAGCUUCCAGGGUGAGUUGGAUAAUGCUUCAAUGGUGGCGGCAACGUUGGAGUUUCGAUCUCCGCCGCCGUUGGUGGAGGCGUGGAGGAGUAAUUGUCCGCCGGAGCCGCCGUGCCAGACGGAGGAAGGGAAGCCAGCUGCAAAAGCUGUUUGGUGUGUUGUUAUCACCCACGGUGGGGAUGCCGUGUCGGUGCCAGAAGUGGAGGUCGCCGAUCUUGGAGCUGACGACCGUGAGCAGCGUGGUGAGCUUGGUGCUGUAGCUGCUGGCACUUUUGCCUUGUAUAAGAAGCAUCAGUCAAAGAAAGACCCUGAGCAUGCCCACAAGCAUAAGAUAGAGGAAGAGAUUGCAGCUGAGGCUGCAGUUGGAUCUGGUGGGUAUGCAUUCCAUGAGCAUCAUGAGAAAAAAAAUGCCAAGGAAGAAGAGUUUCUGGUAUGUGUUUGUGGUAUGUGUUGAAAACU
This is a messenger RNA of Camellia sinensis, 467 nucleotides long. The record is from RefSeq and is a predicted model, not a curated record. Lineage: Eukaryota; Viridiplantae; Streptophyta; Magnoliopsida; Ericales; Theaceae.